Messenger RNA from Cladophialophora yegresii CBS 114405, 1284 nucleotides. RefSeq lists its product as uncharacterized. Bases 1 to 1284 code for a protein of 427 amino acids. The record is from RefSeq and is a predicted model, not a curated record. The transcript has a single exon. Lineage: Eukaryota; Fungi; Ascomycota; Eurotiomycetes; Chaetothyriales; Herpotrichiellaceae.
AUGGCCGUCGCGCGGAGCUCGACUAGACCUGUCGGCCGACCGGCUGCCCAGGCCUCCUCCUGUUCCUCGGCCGAUGUGGACUUUGAAGCUGCCUACGAACAGGUGUUGAAAGCGCAGAAAGCCCGCGACACAUCCGCUCGCCGCGAUCAACCCGCAAGCAAGACUGCCACGGCCACGGUGUCCCACUGGAUUUGGUGCCUGGUCCGCUGGUGUCUAUCUGUGGUCUGCUGGUGUUUUUCCCUGAUCUCUCAUUUGGUCAAGUGGCUGGGGCUAAGCUGGGCCCUAGCUCUCGUCUGCUGUCUUCUGUACAUCUUCCAAGAGCACCUCCGUCUGGGGCCGUUGUUUCAACUGAUGUUGAGCCUCUUCGCCACAGCGACAAAGCUUAUCAGCUCCCCCGCGCAAGACAGAUCGUGGCGUGUUGGCCCACCCCCGCCGCUCAUGCCGUUUCACUACCCCAACACGAUCGACUCCAUCGGGAUGAUCGCGGAGGAUUCAGUCUACCGACUCAUGGCCGCCGUCGGAAAAGAAGACGCAAUUGUGCACGUCGCGUUCGGGCACGCCGACCACAUCAGCAGCCUGGGUCACGAAAUGUCCACUUUCCACGACAGCGUGUCAAGGAGGGCGGCAGACGAGCUCCUGGUCCUCGACACGUCGACCACCUGGAAGGUCGCGGCGUGGCUCUCAAACAACCUGUCUCUCACCUCUACGCGCCACCAAGACUUGCAUCUCGAGGACUUCGAAAUCUUGAACGAGACGGCCGCCCACCUUCUCCAGGAGAUCGACGCCGAAAAGCGGACCUGGCGGGCCUGUGAAGAGUCCAGGCUACUACAUGUGCGCGGCAGGCAGAGAAAGCUAGACCGGACGUACGGAGUGGUGAGCGGGCUGAAGUCGGCGUUCACCUUCCUGCAAGACGACUACACACGCGACUUGCUCCGACGAGAGAUUGAGAUAUUGGAGAGAGAGGUCAAAUUCCUGACGGACAACGUCCGAGCCCAGAUGGCGUUCGUCUCCACGGAGGUCUCCUCGACGGUCAAGGUCAUCAACAGGGUCACCGAACUGCUGGCUCGCGCGCAGAGCCAAGGCCAGACACUCGACCGUCGCGACCUUGCGGAUCUUUAUGCGCAACUCAAAAAUCUCGAGACGGUGUCCACAGCAGCGCAGAACGGCGGGUGGCCAUGGCCAGAGGUCUUCCAGCAUUUCGGGCAAGAGCUCUCCGACGCGCUAGCUCGACACACGAGGAACCCAACCGGCCUAGGACAGGAUGGAGAAGCGGCCAACGCAUGA